AUAUCAGAUUGGAUGAGUGAGCAUAGAGUUCAUGAUAUCUCGGAAGGAGAUAUAGCCAUCCGCCUUGACUUGAUCGCAAAAGUCAACGGUCUCGGAGAAGCCGACAAGUUUUUCGAAAAGAUUCCUAUCGAGAGGAGGAACUACCAUCUCUACGGCGCCCUCUUGAACUGCUACGCCACCAAGAAGGUCUUGCACAAAGCUGACCAGCUCUUCCACGAGAUGAAAGACCUCGGCUUCCUCAGAGGCUGCCUUCCCUACAACGUCAUGCUCAACCUCUACAUCAGGUGCGGCAAACACGCUUUGCUCGAGAAGCUUCUCCGCGAGAUGGACGACGGGAACGUCAAGCCUGACAUCUUCACUGUCAACACGCGCCUCCACGCCUACUCUCUCGUAUCCGAUGUCGAGGGAAUGGAGAAGUUUCUUACGAGGUGUGAGUCUGACCCUGGACUUGACCUUGACCUUGACUGGCGGACUUACGCUGAUGCUGCAAACGCAUACAUUAAAGCCGGUUCGACCGAAAAGGCGAUGGAGAUGCUGCGUAGAUCAGAGCAGUUGGUGAGUCCUCAGAAACGAAAGCAUGCCUACGAAGUUCUCAUGUCGUUCUACGGCGCUGCUGGUGAGAAACAAGAGGUCUACCGUCUCUGGGCCUUGUACAAGGAGCUUGGUGGGUUCUUCAACACUGGGUACAUAAGCGUGAUCAGCGCGCUCUUUAAGGCGGGAGAUAUUGAGGGUGUUGAGAAGAUUAUGGGAGAGUGGGAAGCUGGACAUUCUCUUUUCGACGUCAGGAUCCCGCAUUUGUUAAUAACGGGUUACUGCAAGAAGGGGAUGAUGGACAAGGCGGAGGAAGUUGCAAAGAUGGUGCUCCAGGAGACGAGCACGUGGGAGAGGUUAGCUCUGGGUUACAAGAUGGCGGGGGAGAUGGAGAAGGCAGUGGAGAGAUGGAAGAAGGCAAUAGAGGUGAGCAAGCCAGGGUGGAGACCACACAUGGUUGUGCUGAUGAGCUGUGUGGAUUAUGUGGAGGGUCAAAGAGACAUGGAGGGUUUGAGAAAGAUUCUGAGGCUGCUAAGCGAGCGAGGACACAUUUCUUACGAUCAACUACUCUACGACAUGAAGGAAGCUGGGGGACUGAGUUGGAAGAUAGUCGAUGCAAUGGGUUCAAGUCAAGUUCAACAUUAAAGAAGCGCAAGUAAGAUUGUAGCCAGAACGAAACAUUGGAGUCUUGCUUGACAGACCAUUUGGAUGCUUAAUUCCAUUUAUUAUGAGUUUUUUCUUUGGGCUUAA
Brassica napus (rape) is the source of this 1281-nucleotide messenger RNA. RefSeq names its product pentatricopeptide repeat-containing protein At2g20710, mitochondrial. Gene Ontology annotation, molecular function: protein binding. Gene Ontology annotation, cellular component: mitochondrion. Lineage: Eukaryota; Viridiplantae; Streptophyta; Magnoliopsida; Brassicales; Brassicaceae. The record is from RefSeq and is a predicted model, not a curated record.